Messenger RNA from Tyto alba (common barn owl), 4884 nucleotides. It is a transcript of the gene ZNF185, whose product is annotated as zinc finger protein 185 with LIM domain. The coding region runs from base 292 to 2943 and encodes 883 amino acids. The transcript has 34 exons. The record is from RefSeq and is a predicted model, not a curated record. NCBI's taxonomy places the organism in Eukaryota, Metazoa, Chordata, Aves, Strigiformes, Tytonidae.
CACAGCCGCCUCUGCUGCCAGGGAGGAUCGGAGAUACCAGCUGCGAGCCCUUGGGGGGCAAAAGCGCCGGGAGACUGCUUGCAGCCUGCUCCCCAUCCGUCUUUUUUUUUUUGGGGGGGGGGAAAGCUACAGCUGAGGAGCCUCUGCAGAAUUAGCAACACUGAACCCUUUCAAAAAUACCUGCGAGUUUCACUAAGUUUUUAUUCCCAAGAAGAGAGAAGUUAAAACCUGAAACAAAAGGGGCUUGUUGUCUUCAAACAGUAGCUGCAGGGGAAGGCACUUCUGAGAACCAUGAUGUCCCUGGGUGUCAGUAAAGGACGCGUCAUUCCGCCCACGGAUGAAGACCGCAAGAGGAUCAUUAAGCAGAUGAAGGUUCGCACCACCCUGAAAGGAGAUAAGAGCUGGAUCCACCACCACAACUCAGACUCUGAGGAUGAGAAGAAGAGCAGCCCGCUGUCUGGACGAGCCGGUGGGGGAUCCCCAGCCUCAACACCUAUCGCUCCCCAGAGUGACAGGUCUUCAGCCUCCAAGCCUCAAUCCGGUUACCUCAUCAGAGGGGUGUUCACAAGAACCAUCGAUAAGACCUCCUCUGUGCCAGAUUCUUCAUCUUCUAAUGAAGCACAAAAGAGCACCGCCGCCAAGGGACGCAGCCUGUGCCGUUCUUCCUCCGGCUACCGGAUGACCACCGAGGACUACAAGAAGCUAGCUCCGUAUAAUGUCAAGCAAAAAUCAGUGGACCUGGAUGAGGAGGAUGUGCCUUUUACUCCAGAUGAACAUAAAAAGAGGACAGAGGCAGCCAACAGCGUCCUGAGACGCACUGCCAGCAGGGAACGUGCUUACGUCCUCUCAGCAGCCAAGAAAAGCAACGGCAGCCCAACACAAGAAUUCCCACCCUUGUUUGCCAAGAGAAUUGAGAUAGAAGAGGAGGAGGGCCAGCAGAGGAGGAGUCCAGCUGUGUCUGGUUCGUGCAGGUUUGCACCAGAUGACAACAGUACUAAUGGGCUAAGAAAAACCAGUGCUGGGUCUUCCUGGAAUGAGCCAAAGGCAACAGCAGUGUCCCCCUCCAGCCCUGAAACAGGCAGUAAGAGCCAACCCACCGCAUCCUUGAGUGAAACUUCAGAGAGAAUCUCCACUUCUCCUGAAGUCGGAAAUGGUGAAAACGGACAGACCCUUAAUGGGAAAUCUUCAUCUGGAACUGUGUCACAGCCUGGGGACGGUGACAAACCUCUGAAGGAGAAGUCUGAGCGGUUCCCAUGGGAUGAACUGGCCCCCAGAGCACCCGAGGUUUCCACAAAUGGAAGUUAUGCUGAACACACAGAAGCCAACAAUGGAUUUUACCUCCCAAAGCCCCACUCUGGUGGCAGGGACGGGCCUGCAGAUGCUACAGACAAGCUGCACCACCAGCACGAGCCCUCCCGCUACCCGGAUGCUGCAAAGUCUGAACCUGCAAGGCCUAGCUUGCAGCCUGAUGUCCCUUCUCCUCCUACUGAGAGAGCCCCUGUGCACCUGGAAGACACAGAAUGUUCCUUUAAAGGAUCUGUCCUGGGCUACGAGGAGAGAAGCAGCACCCAGGAGAGCAGAUACAGGAGUCCCGAGGUCCCAGCAUACAGCAAGCCUUACUGGAAUGAAGCAACGUCUUCCCAAGAUUUCAAAGAGGGGAACCCCCCUGGAGAAAGGGGGCACGAGAGCCCGCAGGCCUUGGACGAGUAUAAACCAGAGCUGAGCCAGGGAGGGUUUUUGGACUCAAACAACCAUACCGAGAAGGGACAAGAACCUCCUGACCGUGAUGCCCACCCAGAGCCUCGCAGGUCAAAGGAACGUGCUGAACGUGAACCCAGCAUGACUGGGUCCGUGCCACGCUCCAAGGACAGCACUACCGAGAGCACGGACGUUGGCAAGGGAACGUCGCCCUGUGUGCAGAGUGAAGAAGUCGCUUCAAGAAGGUCCAGCUCUCCCCCUCGAGCCAGCAGCAGCGCUGCUCCAGAGACCCCACGUGCAAAGGAAUUGGCCUCGUGCCGGGACAGGAUCGCUCCAGCUUCUGAGGAGCAAACCUGCCCCACCACAGAGGGUCACCAGGAGGGCCCAGGAGACUGGAGACACAGUGAGCCUCACCCCGUGGCAGCCAGCAGGUCUGACUUCAGCUCAAAAGAGAGUGCUCUCAGUGCGUAUGAGAGCCAGCAUCUCAUGCCUCUGUACACGGACCGCCAGCCUUUUAGCAGCAGCCUCUCAGCACCCAGUCACAGGAUACCGUCCUAUGUAGACAGCCAAGUGUUCAGCACCAGAAGACCCACCCCAGAUUACGAAGCGGGGGUUUCUGAUGGGAGAAGCAGCCCUAGGAACAGCAGAUACGACAGUGCGAGUGCCAGGGGGCACUGUGAAUUGAGCCCCACGGCCGGACGCCACGACUCCCUUCCCAGAGACACCACCGUGUCCUUUUCCCAGAGAAGCCACAGGGUGCCGUUCUACAUGGACAGCUUAAACUAUAACAGCACCAGGCUUCUCUCGGGUUCGAGUGAGAGGAUCUGCAGUCCAGUGGCCACCUUGGCCCACAGCGGCCCAGCAGCCUCUGGGUACCAGCCCGACUCCAGCGCUGCCGGAAAAGGGGUCCUCUUUGUGAAGGAGUACGUGAACAGCAGCGAGUCGUCAGCCUCCCCACGCUACGGCAGCCUUGCGGAUUUGACUGAUCUGGAGAGAGUGACCUACAGCCACCACAGUUACCUGCCCAGCGCUCCCCUGCAGAGGUCCAGUGAACCUGUUUGCAGCUACUGCAGCCGUGAGAUCCGAGACUGCCCUAAGAUCAUAAUAGAGCAUCUUAACAUCCGCUGCCACGAAUACUGUUUCAGGUGUGGAAUUUGCCAUAAAGCAAUGGGAGAUCUUCUGGAUAAAAUAUUCAUCCACCGGGACAUUGUCCACUGUGACAAGUGCUACGAGAAACUCUUCUAGGGUUUUGCAAAGCUGGAGAAGGCAACCCGUGGAAAGUCCUCAGCAGCACAUAUCAGAAUGUAUCUAGCCGUUCCUGACUGGCUAAGAUAGCAGAAUUCCUGCUCCCCCUUUCCCUCAAGUUAUUUUCCCUCUCACUGCCUCAUCACAAUGAAUGAGUUUAACAUCCGCUAGUUUAUGCUGUCAGCUGCAAAUAAGACAAGUGCCAACGUUAACAAGAUAAGGCAGCGUCAUCUACGAAGAUAAGUGGGCUGAUUUUCCAAAGGUGCUGAGCCCCUCUGCCUGUCUUUAGCUUCAUUAAGAUUCCAGAGUGCUCCCUGUGUUGGAAGUCAGGCAGAGCGAGCUCCUUAGGCCUAUCUAAGCUAAUUGCGAGAAACCUUUUCGGAUUAUGUUUUAUUUUUUUCCGUUCAUUUCUGCAAUCAGGCUGCAGCUUGAGCGUGUGUGAGCCGGCACAAAGCAAGCAGAUACAAGAAGUGUUAAGCACUAAAUUUGGAUUCCUGGGAGGGUUUGAAUUUAAUUCUUAGCAAAAGCCUAUUUCUGCUUCGCUCACCCCCAAAUUCUGUGUAGAAAUAGCUUCUGCCUGAUUUCCAUUUGCUUUCCAUGGGCUUUCAGCAGCACUUGCAGACUCACUUUACUCUAAUUGCGUGUCAGCCUUAAUUUCCCUUUCCUGCCUAUUCCCUAGUGGGUUGCUGCAGCAGCAUGUGUGUCUGCUGUCUGUUUGGGAAGAUAACACUCUCUUUCACCUGGUAGUUUAACUCGGCCUCUGAUGGUAGGUGUCUCGUGGCCGUACAAGAUGUGCCAGAGAAUAGGUAUCUCAAUUGCCUCUCCUGACAAGGAGCACUGCUUGACUGAAAUCUGAAUUUCCUCCCACCUUGCCAAGGCUUGCUGCAGUGCCUCUCUUACCGCUGUAAAUUAUUUACAUCACAAAUGCUCACUCACAAAAUUGAACUUCUCGCAGAUGCUGUACUUACCGAAAGUCAAAAUUGCAUAAUUUUAGCCCUUAAUUCAGAUGCUGAGAAGUUGAGAAAGCUGAAUACCGAGACCUGAAAGCCAGCCUCUGUGCCUUAAAAGUACAGCUCUGAAUGUGCCCAGAGAGUUAUUUUCUCUCUGCAAGCAUUAGGAAUGUCUGCAAAGAACCCAGGUCAGUUCUGUAGUAGCUCUUGUGUGGAAAUAGGUGAUGGCAAAAGCUCUAAUGCAGACUGGUGUUAGCUACAUAAUUCUUUUAGUGAUGGAAGCUGGCAUGCAUGCAAAAGCUUAGCAAGUUAGUGUUUUAUGGCACAAGUGCUACUUAGCUUUUUUUAGGCCACUGUACCAGUUAUUUAACCGAACUAUAGGCAUGACCUCAGAAGCAACUCCAGGAGGGAGUUCCAGCUGGAACCAGUAACAGCUCAGCUACUGCCAAGCAUCAGGUUGAGACCUUAAAGCUGCGUCCGUGACCGGGGAUGGGGCAGCUCCAGUUUGAGCAUGCGUGGUACAACCCAGGGACCUGAAACCCCAGCAGUCAAGAAAGUGUGGUUUUCAAAAAUAGCUACUAAUCCGGGCUGCCUACGGUUUGAAGCUAUCAAGAUGUUAAAGAGAUGUUACUUUCUGAACAGAAGAGCGUCACAAAGCAGCUCAUCUCCCCAGAUGGCUCAUUUCUGAAAACCACAGCCAGUGGUUCCUUACUGGUACCUGUAGCAGGGCUGCGGAAUGACUGGUACACACGUCCCGUCAGGCCACGGUCAAAGGGGGAUUGUUUAAAUUACCAAAGCAGCUGGGCCUGUAACUACAGCUGGACGUGGAAAAGAUGCUCUGCAGAAAUAACGUAUUCACCGAUUCCAGAGUUCCUGACGGGUUCCUUGUGGGGAGUGGGAUUUGUCCAUCGUAUGUUUUGCACCGUUGCUCCUCAGCGCUGCCUUUCCCUGUAGCAGUUGUUUAACCUCGGUAAUAAACGGUCCAAGCUCA